Messenger RNA from Manduca sexta (tobacco hornworm), 706 nucleotides. Its product is annotated as protein transport protein Sec23B-like. The transcript has 3 exons. Gene Ontology annotation, molecular function: zinc ion binding; GTPase activator activity. Gene Ontology annotation, cellular component: endoplasmic reticulum exit site; COPII vesicle coat. The coding region runs from base 173 to 502 and encodes 109 amino acids. NCBI's taxonomy places the organism in Eukaryota, Metazoa, Arthropoda, Insecta, Lepidoptera, Sphingidae. The record is from RefSeq and is a predicted model, not a curated record. Gene Ontology annotation, biological process: endoplasmic reticulum to Golgi vesicle-mediated transport; intracellular protein transport; COPII-coated vesicle cargo loading.
GAUUUGUCUAUGAUUUUGACAACUGCCAAAUCAGCCAGCCUCUCGUCCAGUCUGUUGAAAUUAGUGAAAAAAUCCAAUAUACAUCAUAUUUCUGAAUGAAUACCUUGUAGGACUGUGAUAUUGCGCGUAUGUGGCUUGUUUUGAAAUACCGCAUGACAACGUGAUCAGCAAUAUGGCCACGUACGAGGAGUUUAUCCAACAGAACGAAGACCGGGAUGGCAUACGGUUUACGUGGAACGUAUGGCCGUCGAGUAGGAUCGAGACUACAAGGCUGGUGGUGCCCCUAGCAUGUUUGUACCAACCGCUGAAGGAGCGGCCCGACCUGCCGCCCAUUCAAUACGAACCCGUGCUGUGUACGCGUAACACUUGCAGAGCUAUAUUGAAUCCGAUGUGCCAAGUGGAUUAUAGAGCUAAAUUAUGGGUGUGCAACUUCUGCUUCCAAAGGAAUCCUUUUCCUCCACAAUAUGCUGCCAUUUCGAGCAGCAUCAACCUGCAGAAUUGAUUCCAAACUUCUCAACAAUAGAGUACACUAUCACCCGUGCCCAGACUAUGCCACCGAUAUACACUCACUCGUUGUUGACACAUGCAUGGAUGAAGAGGAACUUGGAGCACUGAAGGAUUCUCUCCAGACUUCAUUGAGUCUUAUGCCACAGAAUGCCCUGGUUGGAUUGAUCACAUUUGGCCGUAUGGUCCAAAUCCAUGAGUU